Messenger RNA from Ectocarpus siliculosus, 1020 nucleotides. The record is from the annotation of a GenBank genome assembly. NCBI's taxonomy places the organism in Eukaryota, Phaeophyceae, Ectocarpales, Ectocarpaceae.
UCUACAGCGUGUAUGGGGAAUGCCGGGAUCUAUGUUUUCGAUUCGGAGUGUUCGCUCUUGGAGACUAGCAAGUUGCGCGCUCAGGAUGAAGGAAAAAAAGUUAGCUCGACUCGGAUGCACCAUCACUACGUCGAAUGGGUUCUACGAAACGAAGCCGAGCAAAUGGGCAUGCUGGCGGAAACGUACGAGUCAGCCUGCAUUUUAGUGCAUGUGUCACCGGGAAGUACUAAGCCAUGUGCGGUGGAUCAACCCCGGUGGAGCGGCGGCGCCAAUCAUCUCCUCGUUGAUAUGUCCGACAAUGGGAGGGGUUCACGACCCAUCGUGGCCGGUAGUUACGCCAUGGAAGCGGCUUCCAACAUGCAGACGUGUUUCUACAGGAGUGGUUUCGACAUUUCCGUGCCUCUUCAUUCCAAGAAGGCGUUCAACAAUCUGGCCGACGUUGCCGCUUGGGAUCGGAACUUCUUCCUUACAACAAAGGGUUCAUUAUACCUUAGCAGGCACGGUUCGGGGGAAAGGAUGAGUCUUGUGCCACUCCAGGACGAGGCCAACGGAGUGAUAAUGUCAUUGCACUGCUUCGAACUCCACAACGAGCACCUACUCCCGGAAAACGUCGAGUACUGCCGAGCGCUGAGCGACCGGUACGGCGACCAUAGCUACGAGAGCCUGAUGAACUCCACCUUCGGGUUGGUUCCAGCUGGCCGAUCUCCCGGCACGUUCCGUCUCGGAGAGGUAAUGAGCGCCGGGUCAAUUCCCGUGUUCGUAGGCUGGGACCUGGUUCUCCCAUUCAAGGAGCUAAUCGAUUGGUCAUCGUUCUCUUUCGCGUUUGCACCGGAUCAAGUGGGGCCGCAAAUGGUGAGGACCCUGCGGGCGGUUCCCCGAGCGGAGCUGGAGCAAAUGCAGCGUAAGUCGCUCAAGGCUCAUCGGAAAAUCUUCGGGGUGGACAAGGGCAUCUUCGUUCCAAGCGCUAGAAUCAUGCUUAAAAUUCUUCAAAGGCGGCUAGGACACCGGAUGGCGCGAUGA